Molecule: messenger RNA, 1857 nt
Organism: Penicillium pulvis
Lineage: Eukaryota; Fungi; Ascomycota; Eurotiomycetes; Eurotiales; Aspergillaceae
Product: MFS transporter
Exons: 3
Coding region: 1-1857 (618 amino acids)
Biological process (GO): transmembrane transport
Cellular component (GO): membrane
Molecular function (GO): transmembrane transporter activity
Source: RefSeq, a predicted model, not a curated record
AUGUCCAGCUCCACCGGCCAUGUCGAUAAGCGGGACUUCGAUGCCAACCGACCCCUCCUUGAAGAUGGAAACAUAGACGGGCCCAAUCUGGAUACCAACCCAGCUAAUGGGCGGUCUAGGGCGGGAUCACGCCGCUCACGCCGCUCCUCACGCUCAGGAUUCGGUGCGACCAGUGACGACGGACUUCUCAGCGAUGUCGUGGAUGGUAUUGUCGAACGCGAUCGACGGAAAAUGCAUAAAGAGGUUAUACGAGUCAUUAGCUUUGUUUGGGCUAUUAUUACCUGUCUGGGUGCGGGUAGCAUUACGGCGUUUUCGUUGUACGGGCAUUUGUUGCUGACCAGGCUUCAUUACACCCAACUUCGGGUCAAUGCGAUUUCCAUUGCGGCUGAGAUUGCGAUGUACCUACUGGUUCCGAUAUUUGGGUACUUAUGCGACCGGUAUAGCCCAUCCCCAUUGUCCUUGGCUUCGGGUGGGUUGUUUGGACUGGGGUAUUUUCUUGCUGCGUUCACAUACAGAAGUGGCCCGCCUCCAGAUGUGGGAGGCUCUGGGUGGCCAUUUUGGGUGAUGAUCGUGGCUUUCAUUGCUAUUGGAAUGGGCACGAGCUGCAUGUACCUCGCUGCUGUGGCGACCUGCGCCAAGAAUUAUGGCAGAGGAAAGCAUAAGGGCAUAAUGCUUGCUUUGCCAAUCGCAGCAUUUGGACUGAGUGGAAUGUGGCAGAGUCAGUUGGGAACUUAUGUACUAUGCGAGCGUGAUCCCGACGGCAAAUGUGGAGAUGUGGAUGUGUUUCGAUACUUCCUUUUCCUGGGCAUUGUCUUGCUAGUGACUGGAAUCAUCGGUACCUUUGCGUUGCGCAUCGUUGACGACGACGAAGAGGAGCGAUAUAUCGAUGAGACCGUCGAGGAGCUGGAGCGCAGUGGACUCCUCGAGGAAAGCGAUUUCUUCCGACCUAGGGGUGAGAUUCGGGCAGCUGUGGAAUACGGCACCUUUUUGGACAACAACGAAGAGGAAACUCUUUCCGGGGAAGAGCGAGAAGAGAGACGGCGAGAGAAGGAAAGAGAAGAGGAAGAACGUCGAAAGAAGAACUGGCUUCUUAAUUACGAGACUCGGGUGUUCCUCCUCGAUCCUACCAUGUGGUGGCUUGCCGCUGGGUUUUUCCUGGUCACUGGACCUGGCGAGUCAUACAUCAAUAACCUCGGCACUAUCAUCCCAACUCUAACGCCACCAUCUUACGCACUCAAUUUACCACCGCCAGCCGGUCUUCCAUCAACUCAUGUCACCACUGUAGCAUUGACAUCGACCAUUGCCCGAUUGCUCACCGGCUCCCUCUCCGAUUUCUUUGCACCACCAGCAACGCAUCUAUUCCCUCCAAUCCCAGAUAGUCGCCGACACACAGUCCCUACGGCAGAGAACAACCGCCCCACGGUUUCCCGGAUGGUCUUUCUCCUACCGUCAGCACUUCUUCUUUCAAUUGGCUAUCUCAUCCUUGCUUCUCCCCUCGCACUGGAAUUGCCCCCUCUCUUCCACCUGACCACGGCCCUCGUCGGUUUCGGUUACGGAAGCGCCUUCUCUCUUACCCCGAUCAUCAUCUCCGUCGUAUGGGGCGUAGAGAACUUUGCCACGAACUGGGGUAUCGUAGCUAUGAUGCCUGCCGUCGGCGCCGCACUAUGGGGCGUUAUUUAUUCUGCCGCGUACCAGAAUGCGUUGGAUGAUGGCAGUGGCAGUGAUUUUGACGGCCAAUGCCAUGGUUGGCGAUGCUAUGGCUUCUGGGCCGUCGGUUGCACUAUUAGUGUUUGGAUUGCCAUUGUGGCUUGGCUAGCUGCUUGGAGAGGUUGGAAGCGACGAGGUGUGGUUGUUUAA